Messenger RNA from Lampris incognitus (smalleye Pacific opah), 4424 nucleotides. RefSeq names its product RNA binding motif protein 15 (gene rbm15). Lineage: Eukaryota; Metazoa; Chordata; Actinopteri; Lampriformes; Lampridae. Gene Ontology annotation, molecular function: mRNA binding. Gene Ontology annotation, cellular component: nucleus. Gene Ontology annotation, biological process: regulation of alternative mRNA splicing, via spliceosome. Bases 109 to 2658 code for a protein of 849 amino acids. The record is from RefSeq and is a predicted model, not a curated record. The transcript has a single exon.
GUCAGUGAUUAUUAUUUUUAUAUUUUCUACCAUUUUCACCUAAAUAAUUGCGGGAAAUAACAACGGGAGACAUUUAGUGUAGAGUUAAUCGGAUCCUCGUGGACUGAAAUGAAAGGUAAAGAACGUUCACCGAUUAAAAAGCGGUCUCGGGCCUUGGACGAUAUCCGAGACAGGGGAGGAUGCCAUCCGACCAGCAAGAAAAUGGGGGCUCUCUCGCUCUCCAGCGGUAGCAAUAAUGGAAACGGCUCCGUCAAGGGCGACGGCACUUCUACGAGGAGGAGUCUGCUCGGUGAAAAGAGAGACAGGGAUUUCGACGGACACAGCCGCACUGGAAAUAACCACAGCUACCAGGCCGCCGCUGCCGCUGCUAGCUCCGUCGGUAAAAACCACAGCCUGAGCCUGACGCUUGACUUAGCCGCGCCGAGGGCUAACUCGAGGGCUCAGCCGCCCAGCGCCGAAAGCGAGUAUAAAACCCUUAAGAUCAGCGAACUCGGCACCCAGCUGAGCGACGAAGACAUAGAGGAUGGACUUUUUCACGAAUUUAAAAAAUUCGGAGACGUUAGUGUAAAAAUCAGUCGCAGCAACGAUGAGCGGAUAGCGUUUGUAAACUUUAGAAAGCCGGAGGACGCCAGAGCUGCCAAACACGCCAGGGGGAGGUUAGUGCUGUAUGACCGGCCGCUCAAAAUAGAGGCAGUCUAUAUCAACAGGAGGAGAAGUCGCUCUCCUGUCGAGAGGGAUCCGUACGGCGCAGCGCAAGGCCAUAGACAUUUGCAUACUCAAAGACCCCUGUCUCCCACUGGGCUUGGUUAUAGAGACUACAGGCUGCAGCAGCUAGCCCUAGGGCGACUUCCUCCACCGCCACCCCCUCCUUUGCCCAGGGACCUUGAGCGAGAGAGGGAGUUUGCCCUGUUCGAGGCCAGGGCACGGCCAGCUUUCAUUGCAGAGCGAGCAGCUUUUCGUGAGGAGGAUUUUAUAUCGCCAGAAGAUGACCAAAGAGCCAACAGGACGUUGUUUUUGGGCAACCUAGACAUAACUGUUACAGAGACAGACCUGAGGAGAGCCUUUGACCGGUUUGGGGUAAUUACAGAAGUGGACAUUAAGAGACCUACACGAGGACAAACCAGCACGUAUGGAUUUCUUAAAUUUGAGAAUCUUGACAUGGCCCAUCGUGCCAAACUUAGUAUGUCUGGCAAAAUAGUGGGCCGCAACCCCAUUAAGAUUGGCUAUGGUAAAGCCACUCCCACCACGCGUUUGUGGGUGGGUGGACUAGGCCCAUGGGUCCCUUUAGCUGCACUGGCAAGAGAGUUUGACCGUUUUGGCACCAUAAGGACAAUUGACUACCGAAAGGGAGACACCUGGGCUUAUAUUCAGUAUGAGAGCCUGGAUGCUGCACAGGCAGCAUGCACACACAUGCGUGGCUUCCCCCUAGGAGGUCCUGAGAGGAGGCUCAGAGUGGACUUUGCAGACAAUGAACACCGAUACCAGCAGCAAUUCCUGCAGCCUCUCCCACUGCCGCCAUUUGACAUGGUGGCAGAGUCAUUUGUCCACCGGGCAACACCUGAACCUCUGAGGGUCAGGGAAAGGACUCCACCGCCCCUUCACUUCAGAGAGAGAGAGCUUUUUCCUGGAGCGGAGUGGCCCAGCCCUGCCCUUCGUGACCGGGUUCGUGCCUCCCCCUUUGAGCCUCUGGAGCACUUGGAAAGGGAGCGGCGGCCCCGGGAGCCUUGGUCUCUGGAGCGAGAACUGCCAGGACGGGACCCUGCGCGCAAGAGGCGUGUACUGGAGGACGGGCGCCAUCUAGACUGCUCCCCUGAUAGCACAGAGAGGACAGUCAGGCGCAGACGUGCCUCCCCGGAUGGCAGCCCUGGUGGGAGCAGCAAAGAUGGUGGGCGCUUCAGUGAUUCAGAACGCCCCCUGCGGGGGGACAGGCCCUCCCCAGUACGUGAACGACAUGGCAGCCUGGAGCGAGUAGGAGGUGAACGGAGGCUUAAAGGCCAGAGCCUCUCUGACAGGGGGCUAUCAGCCAGUGGGGUGUCUGCAGCAGGAGAACGCAAACGCAAGGCAGGGGACACCAACAAAGGCCCCACCAAGAGAGAGCGUUCUGAAAGCACUCCUAAGGGGGCUCAGUCAAAGGUAGACAGCGGCAAAUUAGGCCUGGCCUGGCACGGUAUGUUGUUACUGAAGAACAGCAACUUCCCAGCCAACAUGCACCUGCUGGAGGGAGACCACUGCGUGGCUAGUGACCUACUCAUCGACGGCCAAACGGGAAGGCAGGUGAGCGAGCUGAAGAUCACCCAACGCCUCCGCCUGGACCAGCCCAAGCUCGACGAGGUCUCCCGGCGCAUCAAGGUGGCGGGCCCUAGUGGCUAUGCCAUCCUGCUGGCUGUCCCUGGGAGCACAGAGGAGGCAUCAUCAUCCGACCCGGCAGCCUCUACUCAGCGGCCGCUUCGUAACCUGGUGUCCUACCUUAAGCAAAAGCAAGCAGCCGGGGUCAUCAGCCUGCCAGUUGGCGGGAGCAGGGAUAAAGACAACACAGGGGUUCUUCAUGCUUUCCCUCCCUGUGAUUUCUCCCAGCAGUUCCUUGAUUCCUCUGCCAAAGCAUUGGCUAAAACUGAGGAGGACUAUCUGGUCAUGAUUGUAGUUCGUGGAGCAUCUUAAAAAGAAGAAAAGAAAAAUCUCAAACACGCCAUUUUAAUGGCGUUUAAAAAAAAUCUGCUCUAUGUCAGUAACUAUUGCAUGCUGUGUGUUCUGCAUUAUGGGGUACACUAGUAUGGUUCUCUGAGUGUAUGUGUGUUUCCAUGUAUUCCACUAAAGGAAAGGCCCUCGCACAGAAAAAAAAACCCAACUUAGCAACCUUAUUUGUCUUGAAAAGAGUGUUUUAACUGCUCACCUUGUCACUUAUACACAUGCAGUAACUCACUCUCUAUAUUAAGCAUUUAACAAGGAAUAUUUUAUGAGUUUUAGACAAAUUAUCCUUUGAAAUGAUUCAGAAGGUACCGUUUUGUUGUAUUUUUUUUUACUUCUCUGUCAUUGUAAUUAUUGAAAAAAAAUACUUCAAAGUUGGACAAUUUGGUCUUGUAAAAAACAAGAAACCGUGCUCUAUACAAUCAGCCGUCUGUAAGAAGUAUGUUCUAAGGGGGAAAAAAGUCCCCUCGUAAAGGCUUCGAAUUGCAGAGCAAUAAUAUUUCUGUUAUUGUCACAUUUUAGAUGGUUACAGUGGCUAGGUCACAUCUUUGAAAUUUGGGUUUCAAAAUGUGAUUGGUUAGAUUUGUCAAUGAUUUGGUAUUUCAGUUACAGAGUUUCCUUUGGAGAAAGGAACCCGCUAACAAUUGGAAGUUUACUGUGUUGAAAAUUUUGUAGGGGCAGUUCACAUAAAUUUCAAUCGCCAAUGUUCUGUGUUCUGUUAAAUGAACUGUUGAUAUAAAUUCAGCGCUUGGGUUUGGAUUUAAGUGUAGCCCGCUGAGUAUUGGAACACUGAAAUGAGAAAUGUUCAACCCAGUAUUGGUUUCAAUGGGGUAGGAAAAUUGUUGUCUUCUUUAUGCGGAAUGCUACAUACUGAUAGAUAUGGCAUAAUUGCCCAGGGAACAGACCAUAACACUAUACAUAUAGCAUAGUAAAACAAUACUAACAUGCUUUCAUGUUUUUUUCAAUUGUUAUUUUUACUGUGUAUCUUAUUUUGUGCAUCCCCACCCUUGCAAUGGCUGUGUAUUGUGAUCUAUAAAAAAUUGCAUUAGUAAUGGAUAAAAGGCUUAGACUAAGAGUUUUGUGUUGAUAUUUGCCAGUCUGUUUCUUUCUCACUUUGAAACCAGUAGGUCUACUGAGAAUCUGCCUCAAUAUCUCCAUACUAGUAAAAUGUUUGUACUAAGUUAUGAAUAUUUGCUGUCUGUUUAGAUAGGUAGGGCUGAUGAUUUUGACAGUUAAAAUUUUAAUUUAAAACUCCAGAUGUCUAAACUGGGCAAUACAUUUCUCAUGCUUUCCCAUAUACUGAAAGCCUGCUUACAGUAUUUUAUUGUUGCCAUUGUAUGUCCUGUCAUCAGAUAGUAUCUCACACUGAAACACAGUGAAAUAAUGCAUUGGGUUUAAAAUGUAUUUUAAAAAAAAAUCGGUAUGGAAAAUGGUUGCAUGUGUGACCAGUCUUAACCCACUCAACUUUGGACCCCAGAGGAGACUAAGGUGCAGGGCUGAAAACCUCCACAGGGAAGGAAAUCUAGCAUUUGUGAGUCUUCACUGAUGAGGCAGCUGUUAAGUUGUGUAGCCUAUCAACGCCUCUGAUGACCUCUGUUUUAAGUGGAAAAUUGAGAAAUGUACAUACAUUUGAUGUCAUGGGAAAGGAAAAUCCCCACAGCCCGUGCAAAGCUGUUCACGUUCCUGCAAGUGCAUUUGUGCACUUGUGUGACCCAAUAUCAAUAAAUUGUUUCAUUUGA